AUGAGUGCUGGCUUUGCAUUUUUUGUAAUCUUAGCCCUAGUGGCGCAACUGGUCCUCACUUCGCUGGACCCUAUCCCCGAGUCCUUCGAAGCCGCUGAAAAGUGGCCAGAAUGUGCCGAUGUGAUAAAUCACAUAUGGAAUCAAGGGCAAUGCAACUCCUGCUGGGCUGUCGCCACUGCGGGGGCAAUUUCUGAUCGCAUUUGUAUUGCGACCAAGGGAAGGAUAAAAGUUAACAUUUCCGCCAUUCAUAUGGUCGACUGCGAUGGAAAGGGGUGAGUUGCAACAGACAAGGGCUUAUAUGUCUAACAAAAAGUCUGUAAUAGUAUAUAAUAUGUACAUGCUAUUUACGUGCUUUUUCUGAAUGACCGCCGUAUAAUUUUAGUUGCGGGUGUGGAGAUUACCCAUUGAAGGGUGAACAGGGAUUCAUUAAGCACGGCCUUCCAACCGGUGGUGACUACCACUCAAACCAGGGAUGUCAGCCGUAUCCUGUCGCAAUGUCCGAUGAGAUUCUGGACUUCAAAAGCGCUCAACUUUUCCAAGGCACUCAAUGCUCAUUUAAAUGCCGACCAGGUUACAAUCGAACCUACGAAGAAGACCUUUUCUUUGGGAAGGAGGUUGUCAGUUUUACUGCCAAAAAUGAUUCACUUGUCGAAUCGAUGCAACAUGAACUCAUGAAGAACGGACCAUUUACAAUAACCAUGAUUAUUUACUCGGACUUUGGUCAGUAUAACCAUGGUAUCUACAGGCCGGGUCCCAAUGUAACCAAAAGUGGGUACCAUGCAGUCAGGUUGAUUGGCUGGGGUGUUGAAAAUGGAACAAAAUUUUGGCGUGUUGCAAACAGCUGGGGACCUAACAACAAGGAGCAUGGCUUCUUCAGAAUUGUUCGAGGAAUCAAUUGCGCUGAAUUUGAACAAUACCCGUCGGCGGUUACAAUCGAUACCGACAGAUUGCCAUGGUAA
Messenger RNA from Bursaphelenchus xylophilus (pine wood nematode), 959 nucleotides. The record is from the annotation of a GenBank genome assembly. NCBI's taxonomy places the organism in Eukaryota, Metazoa, Nematoda, Chromadorea, Rhabditida, Aphelenchoididae.